UCAUUCAGCGCCAGUGUGUCGGAAGAUAGCGUUCCUGGCACUAGUGUCGUCAGGGUAACGGCAAGUGAUGACGAUCUGUCAGAUGUUAUAACCUACACAAUAUCAGGUACGGAUAACAGUAAUUAUUAAAAACUGAAUCAUUUGAUAAUGCAAUUGUAGAGCUCUGAUUGGCUUAGCCAUGAUGUUACAUGAGCCAUUGUACAAUGCUCUCCAAAUAUGGUAACUGUACGUGUCAGCUCAAAAUUAAAAAGAAUCUUAAAAUCGGUUGUUUUUACCAAUAAAGUCGGAAAGAAUUCUUGAUAUUUUGUGGGCUUUUUUAAUAAAACAAUUAUUCCACUCGCGCUUGUUGGAUAUGAGAUGAUUAUAGCCAACUCAUAUCCAACGCGCACUCUUGGAAUAUUUGUUACUGAGAAACUUACAAAACCGUGAACACCAGAAAUAUUUAUGGAAUGUUAUUAAGCUGCGAGAAAUAAGCCAAUUAGGCGCUAGAUAACUAAACCGCAAACAGCAACGUAAUUAAUUGUGGUUUUCAGGUUUGUUCGCGUGUCCUGAACUCUGUUGUGACUGGCCAGUACACAAUCAACAUUCCUGAAAUUUUUCAGGUGUUCACGGUUUUCUGAGUUUGACAGUAAAUAGUUGACUUUUCACUUUUUGUAAAUUUGUCGUUAUGAAGAUCGAAGAAAUCUGAGAAUUUAGUCGACAAGGAACAGGCGGUCGGAUAUACAGAUACUUUUAACUGAUAAAGACGAUGAUGAUAUGACGAUCAUAAUUAUGAUGCGGGGAUGCAAAUUCUGUAAUGAUGUUAAUAAUGUUAAUUUUAAUUCUGAUGACAUAAUAUGCCGUUUAAACAGCACAAUUAUAGACCACAGAAGAUGACAAAAUUGUUUUCGUACUACAUUCUGCUUAACGAUAAAUGCCAACAAUAAACGAGUGGACGUACGGCGAUGUGGAAUCUUUUCGCUAAUUUUGGCAAGUAUUUGAAAAAAAAAAUCCUUACAAUAAUGAAGUCUAAAGAGACGUUUCACUACUGUUAAAGGUAAAAGUUAAAAAUCAAAGCUUUUGCCGAUCGACGGCUUUAUCGUUUCGUUGACUAAAUUUAGUAAAAUCCAACUAGUGGUCUAUUAUCAAUGCUGCGUUCUGACUGGUUGAGCUACUAUUAGGCUAUAUAUGUUAUAGCCCACUAGUAGCGAAAAGCGCGGGCUUUUUGGCGGUAAAAAGGGAUUAAAGUCUAGCUUUAACUAACCAAAAUUUUUUUAUCCUCUAUAUUUUUGACCAACUAGUUGGAUUUUACUAAAACAAUUAUUCCUCUCGCCCUCAUGGGCUCUGAGUCUAUAGCCCAUUCGGCCUUCGGCCUCAUGGGCUAUAGUCUCAGAGCCCAUGAGGGCGAGAGGAAUAAUUGUUAAAGAGACCUUUGGAUUCUAAGACAACUUACGAUAUUUUUUAUUUUGGUGGGAAAACGUGGUCGCCGGCGUCACUCUUAGUUCGAGUUUUAGCGAGAAUGUGGAAGUGGCGGAAACAAGUUAUCAAAUGUUAGUAGUUUUAUCAUUUUGUGAUCGGGAGAAGGUAUAACCUCCUUGACCAAAGGUAACAGUGCUAACCUUUCCGGUGAAAAAUAGUAAAAUAAAGCUUUCCGGGAGUCUAUAUUUUGACAAUACGCGAAAAAACCUCUAGUCAAAUCUCGUACUCGUAGUCGUCCUCCGUCCUUGAAUCUAAAGGUUUCUAAUGAACGAUUUACUUUUUAAGUCAUAUACAGAAUAUNCUGACUGGUUGAGCUACUAUUAGGCUAUAUAUGUUAUAGCCCACUAGUAGCGAAAAGCGCGGGCUUUUUGGCGGUAAAAAGGGAUUAAAGUCUAGCUUUAACUAACCAAAAUUUUUUUAUCCUCUAUAUUUUUGACCAACUAGUUGGAUUUUACUAAAACAAUUAUUCCUCUCGCCCUCAUGGGCUCUGAGUCUAUAGCCCAUUCGGCCUUCGGCCUCAUGGGCUAUAGUCUCAGAGCCCAUGAGGGCGAGAGGAAUAAUUGUUAAAGAGACCUUUGGAUUCUAAGACAACUUACGAUAUUUUUUAUUUUGGUGGGAAAACGUGGUCGCCGGCGUCACUCUUAGUUCGAGUUUUAGCGAGAAUGUGGAAGUGGCGGAAACAAGUUAUCAAAUGUUAGUAGUUUUAUCAUUUUGUGAUCGGGAGAAGGUAUAACCUCCUUGACCAAAGGUAACAGUGCUAACCUUUCCGGUGAAAAAUAGUAAAAUAAAGCUUUCCGGGAGUCUAUAUUUUGACAAUACGCGAAAAAACCUCUAGUCAAAUCUCGUACUCGUAGUCGUCCUCCGUCCUUGAAUCUAAAGGUUUCUAAUGAACGAUUUACUUUUUAAGUCAUAUACAGAAUAUCUCUGUUUGCCUCUUACAGGAGCAGACAGCGUCAACUUCACCGUUAACGAAAACACUGGAGUGAUUUCCACCAGUGCUUUACUAGACCGUGAGUCACAAGACUCCUGUUCAUUUACUCUCACCGCUACGGAUUCUGGGGGUCGUUUUUCAUUGGUUACCAUUAAUGUCACCGUCAGUGAUGUAAAUGAUAACAAUCCCGUAUGUGGAGCGUCUGUUUAUGCGGGUUCAGUGGCAGAGAACGCGGCUGUAGCAACUUCAGCAAUAACAGUGGAGUGUCCUGACUUGGAUAUUGGCGGAAAUGGAGAGGUCAGUCACUUAUUGAUGAACUUGCGCAAAAGAACGUCCCCAGAAGAACGUCAGAGGAAAGAAGACGGCAAAACUUGUGUGACAAGCGUGACAGUAAUCGUGUUUGAGAAACGCUUCCCCCAAACUUCACCUUGCUUAAUUUAAACAGAUCUUUUUGUAGAAGACCAGAACUCAGUAAGGUUAACUAAACAUCUCGACAAAACUCGCAAGUAAUAGCCCUUUCACGUUUGUUACUCACGCACAAACGCUUUGCCGUCCUCCUCUCCUCUUUGUUGCGUAAGCUCACCAUUUUCGUAAAGGUGCUGAUUUUUCUCAGACACAGUUAGAAUAAAACCGCGUUAAACGGCGGUCGGGAGCGUUCAUAUGAAUGGUCACUCCUUAGGAUUUUAUUCACAAACUCAAACGUUAGAACGACCACCUUCACUGUACCUUGUACAGCAUAACAAACAGAGUCACAGAAAAGAAUUACUCAGAAGCUUUCAACUGAUCUGUAUGAUCACUCAUAAAAAUUUCAUUCACAGAAUCAAAAAGUUUGAAUCACCUUUUACACAGUGCCACACGAGAGUAGUUUUCGGCAGCUUUUAUUUGAUUUUCAAGCUGUACUGGCCUGUUGUAUUGUAAUGAGUAUUAUAGAUCAGGGGCAGCCAACGACGUUUUCCUCCAAAAAACAUUGCAAUGAAAACCUCUUUUAGGCUAUCCAGAGUAUUUUUAGAUCUCCAGAAUUGCAUUCUAAGCGGUGCUAUAAACUUGGUGUCUGUUCGGUUAUCCUAAGGGAAAUUGAGCCUUAUCGAAAUUAUAACGGCUUUCCCGAAAAUUUUAGAUGCAAUUUAAUGUAUUACAAAAGUGAGGAUUUUUUCUGAUUCCUCUCUCCAUCACCUUUUCGUAUCCGAAAAUCAUAGGUUUCCUUUCUCAACGAAAAAUAGCCUAAUCUGGAGAGUGAAAGAUGAAAAUUCAAGAAAGAGUGUGGAAAAAUCAAACUUUAGGAGACCGUAGGGAAUAGAUUGGAUAAGCUUGAAUGAAACGGUCAUCUAGAAAUGUUUAGCCGUCCUCUAGUAAAAGAAAAGUCUAGGCAAUAUGUGCUUCUCCGAACAAAUAUUUUACAGAAAACAGCCUUUAGGUGCCCCUGAUAGAUACCGUAUUUAUUCGAUCAACCGCCGUGAGCGCUUUUUAAAUUUUUGGACCUUAAGAGUGUGCGCUUAUUCGAGGUAGGCGCUUAAUAGAGGCUGGGCGCUUAUUGAGCUUUCACCAUUUUCAGCUAGUGUAGUAUGUUUAUUCUGCAACAAAACGCAAAGAUGUAACAAAGCAAGGUUCCUGUAAAAUGCUCUGAAGAAAACUCCGUCUUCGGGGAAGUCUAAGUCUUAUUAGUACUUAUUCAAUUUCAAUUUCAAUCUCCUUGUCACUAAAGUGGGUGGGGUGGGGGUGGGCGCUUAUUAACUAUUUCUGCCUUUAGGAUGGGCGCUUAAUCGAGGUGGGCGCUAAUUCGAGGUUGGGCGCUUACUCAAAUUAAUACGGUAUUGGCGUUUUUAUUUAUUUUGUUUCUUUAGGUAACAUACAGUAUAGUAUCUGGGGAUGGUGGAGCCUUUGUAGUGAAUUCUUCAACUGGCGAGAUUUCCACAAGCGCUUCUCUAGAUUUCGAAUCGCUUCAAGAAUAUAAAAUAACCGUUGAAGCUUCAGAUGCUGGCUCCCCUCCAAAAACAGCCACCACUACAAUUCUGAUAACCGUUACCGGCAUAAACGAACACACACCGCAGUUUACAUCCAGCGGUAUUUACAUUGUAAAUGUCUCGGAGAGCCUGGCACUAGGCCAUGACGUCAUCACUGUAUCGGCCAAUGACGCCGAUAUGGGUUCACAAGGCGAGGUUACCUACUCCAUAACCGCGGGAGACGCAUACGGGAACUUUAUCAUUGACAGAAACAGUGGGUUGGUAGAACUGGUUUCCAUUUUGGAUUACGAAACCAGUUCCCAGAUCACUCUUACAAUUACAGCUACGGACGGCGACUCGGGAAGUCCACUUAGUGCCCAGGCUUCCGUGACUGUCAAUUUGUUGGACUACAAUGAUAAUCACCCAGCAUGCCUUCCUGGAUUGUUGACGCCCGCAAUACUUGAGACAGCUGCUGUCAGCGAUGUUGUGGCUACACUAAACUGCAGUGAUCAAGACUCAGGGAUAAACAGC
Porites evermanni is the source of this 4860-nucleotide messenger RNA. The record is from the annotation of a GenBank genome assembly. NCBI's taxonomy places the organism in Eukaryota, Metazoa, Cnidaria, Anthozoa, Scleractinia, Poritidae.